AAACAGGCUCUAUAUGUGUGAACAGAACUUAAUAUUGGUCAUCACCAAUUGCAUUGAAGAGAAGCAGAAAUUGCUUUGUGGGCUUCUCUCUUGCAUCUCAUUACCUGUUAUAUAAGUGAAAAGAAUUUAGGAGAAGUAAAAUCAUCUUUAGUAAUGAUCAGAGCAACGGGAUUGCUGCAGAGUUGGGGGGGUCUCUGGACCAGCCUUGCUAGUUUCAUAUUCAUGUGGGAUAUGAUCCAUCGAUACUGUCCUCCUGAGCUUGUGCGAGCGUUAGAUAAGUGGACCCGAAGAAUCAGGAGCUUUUUCUACCCUUAUAUUCAGAUUUCCAUCAGUGAAUUCAUGAGCAACAAUCUCAAGCCCCAUGAUGCCUAUGCAGCAGUCGAGGCGUAUCUCAGUGUCCAUUUAGCAAAAGACGCAAAGAGGCUCAGAGCUGAAACGGUGAACGGUGGGAGCAAGCUGGUGCUAAGCAUGGAUGAGCAUGAGAGAGUAACUGACGAGUUUCGUGGAGCGAAAAUACAGUGGAUUUCUGGCAAGGCUGUGCAACGUGAAAGCAAGUACUUGCCAGAACUAGAAAGAAAAUAUUACAAGCUGAUGUUCCACAAGAAACAUCGUGAUAUGGUAACCGAUACUUACUUGGAGCUAGUGAUCAAGAGAGGGAAAGAGAUUCAGAUGAGAAACAGGAAGAGAAAGCUCUACACAAAUGGGCACAGCAAGACCACGUGGAACCAUAUCAUAUUUGAGCACCCUGCAACAUUUGGUAGCCUGGCAAUGGAGGCAGAGAAGAAGCAAGACAUUGUGGAUGAUCUCCUCAUGUUUAGAGAGAGCAAGGAUUUCUAUGCCAGGAUUGGCAAGGCGUGGAAGCGGGGUUAUCUACUAUAUGGUCCCCCAGGUACUGGGAAGUCGACUAUGAUUGCUGCAAUGGCAAAUUUAUUGGAUUAUGACGUCUAUGAUCUUGAGCUGACAUCUGUCCGGGACAACACGGAAUUGAGAAGGCUCUUAGCUGAAACGUCAAGUAAAUCUAUUAUAGUGAUUGAAGACAUUGAUUGCUCACUUGAUCUAACAGGUCAAAGGAAGAAGAAACAGGAGAAACCUCUAGAAGAGAAGACUUCUAAGACCAAGAAAGAAGUUCCUCGCAAGGACAACGAAGAGAGUGGAAGUAGAGUCACUCUCUCCGGGCUUCUGAACUUCAUUGACGGUCUUUGGUCUGCAUGCAGUGGAGAGCGUAUAAUUGUCUUUACAACAAAUUAUCUGGAUAAGUUGGAUCCAGCUCUUACGAGAAGGGGAAGAAUGGAUAAGCACAUUGAGCUCUCCUACUGUAGUUUUGAGGGAUUCAAGGUGCUUGCAAAGAAUUACCUGCGCUUGGAGGAACAUCCCUUGUUUGAAUCAAUUGAAAUGCUAAUGAAGGACACAAAGAUAAUACCUGCUGAUGUUGCAGAGAACCUGAUGCCCAGCUCGCCGAAAGAAGACGCAGAGAAAUGCCUUCUGAAGCUGGUUGAAGCUCUCAAACAGGCAAAAGAACUGAUGAUAAAGAAAGGCAAGGAGGAAUCAGCAGACAAAGAACUGCCUGAAAUGAAAGAAGCUGCAGAUGUGUUGCAGGACAAGGAAGAAUUUGUAGACAAAAUUUAGAUGGUUUUUGCACAAUUAACUGUUGUUCACACAAAAAGGAAGAGUUUGAGACCAUUCGUAUGUGUUUUAUACUAGUUGAAUCUUGCAAGAUCAUCAAACUAUUUUUAUGUGGCUAGGAGUUGAUUUCAAACAUAAAACUAGACGCUAUUUUCAUGUGACAGCUAGACCACAUAUAUAAUAUAAUCAGUC
Lycium ferocissimum is the source of this 1815-nucleotide messenger RNA. Its product is annotated as AAA-ATPase ASD, mitochondrial-like. The record is from RefSeq and is a predicted model, not a curated record. The transcript has a single exon. NCBI's taxonomy places the organism in Eukaryota, Viridiplantae, Streptophyta, Magnoliopsida, Solanales, Solanaceae. Bases 154 to 1626 code for a protein of 490 amino acids. Gene Ontology annotation, molecular function: ATP binding; ATP hydrolysis activity.